This is a messenger RNA of Anisakis simplex (herring worm), 975 nucleotides long. The record is from the annotation of a GenBank genome assembly. Lineage: Eukaryota; Metazoa; Nematoda; Chromadorea; Rhabditida; Anisakidae.
AUGAAAGUAUCUGAAAUUGCGUUCGCAGUAUCUGCAACUAGCGGAAUAACUUUGACGAUAUCUUUGUUGGCUGCGGUCUACAUCUACAAUGAUGUGCAAAGUAUUUGGAUGGAGCUCGACUUUGAAAUCGAUAAAUUCAGAGUUAAUAUGAUUGUAAUGGGACGUAUGCGAAAUAGAAAUAGACGUGCGGCUGGAUCCGCCAGUGAUGGUCAAUCUGAACUGGACGGCAAACUAACAAGAGCGAGAGUCAAGAGAGAGGAAACGUAUACAGCUGGUGAAAUAGGCACUGCUUAUGGACCACCUGGUGUUAAGGAUGCAUCACCAAGUGCAUGUUGCGUAAUAUUUGAACAACGAUUUUUAGCUUGUCGUGCAGAGAACAAAUGCCCGGCAGGAUUACAAGGAUCAAAAGGUGCCAGCGGUGAGGCAGGAGAAGCAGGCACAUCAGGAGUCGAUGGUAAGAAGGGUCUUGAUAUGUUCGACGAGAAUCGCAUGGCCGAUGAUCCUAAUAUGUGUCACUAUUGCCCACCCGGGCCACCUGGUUCGCCAGGAGCUAUUGGUCGGCCAGGAGCACGAGGUAUGGCCGGAUCGGUUGGUGUAUUUGGAAUGGCUGGACGUAACGGGCAGCCUGGUGCAUCUGGCUUAGCAGGUCUUCCUGGUCAAAGGGGAAGCGAUGGACCAAUUGGGCCACAAGGUAUGAAAGGUUCUGAUGCCCUACAAGUGGUUGGCGCCAAAGGACCGAAAGGACUUUGUGGCGUUACUGGGGCAAGAGGUAGUUAUGGUAUUCCGGGUAAAAACGGCGACUUUGGUGAAGCAGGCCCACAAGGACCUCAAGGUGUGAUCGGAGUACAAGGACCAUCUGGACCAGACGGAGCGAUGGGUCGCCAUGGUGAAGUAGGAAGAACAGGGCAAGAUGCCGAGGUGAGCAUUUCUAACCAUUGGAUGUUAGAUAGGCCUUUCAAGCUAGGAUCUAAAUAG